Messenger RNA from Caretta caretta (loggerhead turtle), 2661 nucleotides. It is a transcript of the gene IDI1, whose product is annotated as isopentenyl-diphosphate delta isomerase 1. The record is from RefSeq and is a predicted model, not a curated record. Gene Ontology annotation, cellular component: cytoplasm. NCBI's taxonomy places the organism in Eukaryota, Metazoa, Chordata, Testudines, Cheloniidae. Gene Ontology annotation, molecular function: isopentenyl-diphosphate delta-isomerase activity. Gene Ontology annotation, biological process: isopentenyl diphosphate biosynthetic process; isoprenoid biosynthetic process.
GCUGCUAUUGGCGGGAGCGGGGUGACGGGCGAUGUGGCGCGCGCUGUGCGGGUUUGUGGCGGCUGUGGGUGGCAGGGGCGCCGCGCGCUCUCACGCCUCGCGACUGCCCGCCGGGAGCCUGCUGGGACAGGAGGCCCGGGCCGACAGCCCCGCGGGUAGAAAGAGAAGUACCACAGCUAUGCCUGAAGUAAACACAGAUAAUCUUGAUGAGCAGCAGGUGCAGCUUUUGGCAGAGAUGUGUAUCCUUAUUGAUGAAAAUGACAAGAAGAUUGGUGCAGAUACCAAGAAAAACUGCCAUCUGAAUGAAAACAUUGAUAAAGGAUUAUUGCACCGAGCUUUCAGUGUUUUUUUAUUCAAUACAGAAGAUAAGUUGCUAUUGCAGCAGAGAUCAGAUGCUAAAAUUACUUUUCCAGAUUGUUUUACCAACACUUGCUGCAGCCAUCCACUAAGCACCCCACUAGAACUGGAAGAAAAUAAUGCCCAUGGUGUUCGGCGAGCAGCACAGAGGCGAUUAAGAGCAGAGUUAGGAAUUCCUCUGGAACAGGUAACUCCAGAAGAAAUCUCCUAUCUAACGCGAAUUCACUACAAGGCCCGCUCUGAUGGGAUCUGGGGAGAACAUGAAAUUGAUUACAUCUUGUUUGUGCGGAAGAACGUAACACUGAAUCCUGAUCCGAAUGAGAUCAAAAGCUACUGUUAUGUGACACAGGAAGAACUAAAACAGCUCUUGGAAAAAGCAUCAAAAAAUGAAAUCAAGAUUACUCCAUGGUUCAAAUUAAUUGCAGAGACUUUUCUUUUUAAAUGGUGGGAUAACCUGCAUAAUUUAAAUAGAUUUGUGGAUCAUGAAAAAAUACACAGAAUGUAAAAAGCUCUAAGUGAAUGUAGUGGUGAGGGAUAACAGUGGGAUGCUGUCUUAAUAGCAGUAAGGUGACUUUUAAUUCUUAAGGUUUUGAAUACUGACAAAAAUGGUACAUCAGCAGUACCUAUUGUAGGAAUUUCUGUUCCUAUGCAUAGUGAUGUUGUUUCAGUUGGGCUGGGUUUUUUGUGUUUUUUUGACGGGGCGGGCAGAGCUGUUGGGUUGUGGGUUUUUGUGUUAAUUUACAGCUGAACAACAGUGCUGGCCUGACAGCAUGGGUAAUUUAAGUCAUCUUUUCAGAGCAGGCAAGCUGUGGUGUUACCCAAGUACUGAGAAAAGUUUUGAGUGUAAAGCCAGCCUUGAUGACUAUAAGUAACAGUAGGUAUAGUAUGAACUUGUUUGGGGCUUAAUGAAUACUAAGAUAGAAAGCCUGUGUAGAAAAUAAAUUGUAAACCUUUAUUUUGAGGGGCACUGAAAUACAUUUAAUAAGGCUUAUCAGAUAAACACAAAUAGGCAACAGCAAAGUAAACUUCCCUGCAUUGCCUUUCCAUGCAGUGCCUAUAACCUGACUGAGAGUGAUGCUCUCUAAUGCAUGGAGGAUAAUCCAGUCUCUAACUCCAUUUAGUUCAAAGAAAAGGAGUACUUGUAGCACCUUGGAGGCUAACAUUUAUUUGAGCAUAAGCUUUCAUGAGCUACAGCUCACUUCAUCGGAUGCACGUAGCUCACGAAAGCUCAUGCUUAAAUAAAUUUGUUAGUCUCUAAGGUGCCACAAGUACUCCUUUUCUUUUUGUGUAUACAGACUAACAUGGCUGCUACUCUGAAACCUCCAUUUAGUUCAGUCUCCACUGUGACAGUAGAUAUGUGCCACUUCUGAAAUAGACACCCAGCCACUUACAAUUAAUCUGACACAUCUUCCAAACUCAGUUUAUGGAGGCAGAUAGGUUAAAGGAAUUUUGUCAAUGUGUAUUUAUACUAGUUCAAGUUACAUUGUUUAACUAGCAUCUCUUCAUCUUUUAUAAAAACCUAUGGCUUGUUGAUUCCUCUGUUGCUUUUAAGAUUUUUCAUUAAGGAAAAAACUGAUUUACUAGGGAAAUGCUAUCAAAUGCACAAAGUAAACAAAUCAAACUUCACAACUAUGUCAGUCUCAGUAAUACUUCAAAUUUUCAUUACAACUUCUGAAAAUGUAAGUUACACAAACGCAUGGGAAUGUUACAUGAAAAUCACCUGGAGUGACUGGUUCCUCUGCUCUUUUGUAUAAGUGUGAAGUAGAAUACUAAUAUCACUGAACACUUCCACUGUUUAAUAUUUUAACAUUUUAUUGGUGUUCUAAAGCAGAAAAUGGAAUUUCAACUUAAAUGUUUUCAUAUAGGGCAACUACAAUGGAAAUCUGUUUGUUCUUGCCUAAAAAAAGUGAAUGACAAGGCUGUUAACUGCAGUCCUUAAAAGGACAUUUAGGAUCACAGAAAGAAGUGCGACUUAACCAUUGUUAGAAUGUAAAUAUAAGAACCUUGGUAAUUCACUGAGUUCUUUGAACUUAAAUGCACUUAAAAUUACUAUUGGUGGUGUGAUAGGAGUCUUGUACAGUGGAAGACAGUAAAACUAGGUUGUGGGUUCUCCAUUAGAAUCAGAAAGCAAAGAAAGCAGUACUACCUUUAACUAAACCUUUCAAGAAAAAGGUAACAACUUGUGACCCCAUGACAUCUUCCCCCUUCUCUUUAGUCGAGCAGCCUUGAAGUGUUGUAGAGGAUUAGGUAGCAUCAUUUCUAAAAUUCCUCUGAUAACAAAAAUAAACAUUGUCUUCUACAUGA